Molecule: messenger RNA, 853 nt
Organism: Bicyclus anynana (squinting bush brown)
Lineage: Eukaryota; Metazoa; Arthropoda; Insecta; Lepidoptera; Nymphalidae
Product: 15-hydroxyprostaglandin dehydrogenase [NAD(+)]-like
Exons: 5
Coding region: 38-853 (271 amino acids)
Cellular component (GO): cytoplasm
Molecular function (GO): oxidoreductase activity, acting on the CH-OH group of donors, NAD or NADP as acceptor
Source: RefSeq, a predicted model, not a curated record
UAUUUCAGAUAAUAGUCGUGAGCUUUAUUGGUCGAAGAUGGAGCAGAGUUUGAACGAAAAAAUAGUAAUAGUGACCGGCGCUGCCAGUGGAAUUGGUGCAUUUGUAGUGAAAUCUCUACUUCAUGAGAAUGUGAAGCACGUAGCAAUGUUGGAUGUGUCAGAAGAAGCAGGGACUGCUUUACAAGAUGAAUUGAACUCAAAGUACAACAACAAUAAAGUAACCUUCAUAAAGUGUGAUGUUGCUGACAAAGAGAAUCUUCUAAAAGCUUACAAAGUGAUAAACGAUGAAAUCGGUUACAUCGAUGUGGUUAUAAACAAUGCCGGGAUUUUAGACGAUAGUCCAGACUCCUAUAUGACGGAAAUUAAUAUUAAUCUGGCAUCUGUAAUUACAAGUUCCUUAUAUGCUUGGAACAAAAUGCAUAAAGAGAAAGGUGGAAAAGGUGGUACAAUAAUAAAUGUUAGUUCAGUAGUAGCUCUAUCAAAUGCUGCGAAUGUGCCAAUUUAUAGUGCAACAAAAAUCGGCGUGCUAAAAUUUAGUACUUCAUUAGGGAAUAAAUUGCAUUAUUCAAGAAGUGGAGUCCGCAUUUUGUGUCUUUGUUUUGGCCUUACAAAUACGCCUUUGUUAAGAAAUGUGCAUAAGCUCUUUGACACGGAUGCAAUUGGCUUGAUAACAGAAGAUUUACAGAAUUAUAAGUCGCAAAGUGUUGAAUCAGCAGCAAAGGCAGUUAUAGAAACAUACAAACAAGGAGACAGUGGUAGUGUCUGGAUAUCUACUAGCGAUAAGCCAGCUAUGGAUGUGACCAAUGCUUACGAUAAAAGCAUUGAAAUAUUUGAUAGCUACGUUUAUAGUUAA